Molecule: messenger RNA, 1395 nt
Organism: Uloborus diversus
Lineage: Eukaryota; Metazoa; Arthropoda; Arachnida; Araneae; Uloboridae
Product: acetylcholine receptor subunit alpha-like
Biological process (GO): chemical synaptic transmission; monoatomic ion transmembrane transport; signal transduction
Cellular component (GO): postsynaptic membrane; synapse; neuron projection
Molecular function (GO): acetylcholine-gated monoatomic cation-selective channel activity; transmembrane signaling receptor activity
Source: RefSeq, a predicted model, not a curated record
CUAAGCUUAAACCCACGGCUUGUAAUGAAAUGUGUUUUAUGCCUAGGGCGAAUCUAGAGUGUGAAUUUAAAGAAUCAAAUAAUGACUACAAAUGUUUGGGUAGAACAGGAAUGGAACGACUACAAAAUGCGUUGGGAUCCUGAUGAUUAUGGAGGCGUUACUAAACUGCACGUUCCAGCUGAACUAAUAUGGCUUCCUGACAUCGUCCUUUACAAUAAUGCAGACGGUAAUUACGAGGUUACUAUAAUGACCAAAGCCAUUCUUCAUUCUGACGGCAUGGUGGAUUGGAAGCCCCCUGCCAUCUACAAAAGCUCCUGCCUAAUGGACGUGGAAUAUUUCCCUUUUGACGAGCAGACCUGUUUCAUGAAAUUUGGAUCCUGGACGUAUGAUGGAUAUACGGUCGAUUUGAAGCAUAAACAUCAGAGGGAAGAGGAAGCCGAAAUCCCAAUGGGGAUCGACCUCAGCGAGUUCUACCUAAGCGUCGAGUGGGACAUCAUGGCUGUCCCAGCGAGGAGAAAAGAACGUUUCUACAGCUGCUGCGAAGAACCUUAUCCCGACAUAACAUACAACAUCACCAUUCGCAGAAAGACACUGUUCUACACGGUGAAUCUCAUCAUCCCCUGCGUCGCCAUUUCGUUCCUGUCAAUUCUGGUGUUCUAUUUGCCAUCCGACAGCGGCGAGAAAGUCUCUCUUUCCAUUUCGAUCAUGCUGUCCUUGGGUGUCUUCUUCCUCCUCUUGUCUGAGAUCAUCCCCCCCACGUCGUUGACAGUCCCUCUGUUGGGCAAGUACCUUCUGUUCACCAUGAUCUUGGUUUCAUUCUCGGUAAUAGUGACCAUUGCGGUACUCAACGUCAACUUUCGGUCCCCUGCUACGCAUAAGAUGGCACCCUGGGUUCGGAAAGUAUUUCUUGAAGUUCUUCCAAAAUUCCUCCUAAUGAAAAGGCCUGAUGAUGGUGAAUCUUCAGACGCUGCAUCUGAUACAAAAUCUGGUAUCUUGAGGCCGUUCGACGGUACGACAGUGGACAUUAGUGACACAGUACCUGUUCGAAUAUUGGACAGAGAACGGCUGGCCGAAUGCGCUUAUAUCGAAGGCCCACAUACCUCAGAUGCAGGUUCGCUACAAGAACGUCAUGAGAAGGAAGAAAUGGAAAGAGCUGUUUUAAAUGUUCGAUUUAUUUCCCAGCAUAUGGAAAAUCUAGAUUCUUAUUCGGAGAUUGAGGGUGAUUGGCAGUACGUGGCUAUGGUGUUGGACAGGCUGUUUCUCUACAUCUUUUCAAUAGCUUGCGUAGUUGGAACGGCUUGCAUUAUUUUAAGAGCACCUGCCCUCUACGAUGACAAACAACCAAUCGACGUCUUGUUUUCGAGAGUGACGCCUAGGUUGCGGCAUUUGGACUAA